AUGUUGAUCUCCACACUACCCGGCCCCGUCGAGGUCCCUGUCUCCUCUCGUGGGCACAGUAACGUUAAGAAGAUGCCAGAGUCAUCGUCGUCGACCACCCCAACAACAUCGGUCAAGCGCGCCUGCGAUGCGUGUCACAGACGAAAGGUCAAAUGCAUUGGCGAAGGGACGCGACCAUGCAAGAAUUGCACGUCGGCUGGUCUUGCGUGCACCUACAACGCAGUGCCGUUGAAGAAGGGCCCAAAAGGGAGCAGAGCAAAGGUCAUAUCUGAGUUGAGAGAGAACCAAAGACAAUCCCGACUUGCCGCGAAACGCCAUGGCAUCGACUUCGACAACCCCACCCACUCUCCGGCCGACCUCAAGACCGCAGGACUACUAUCUAUGGACAUGAUUACAUCCUGCGUUGACUACUACUUCGCUCAUCUGUAUCCGACCCAGCCAAUCCUUCACCGUCAGAAAGUUGGGGAGACCAUAGGCCAAAUGGAGAACAAUAUCGAAGCCUAUUGUUUGGUAGUAUCACUCUGCGCCUACAUGAUGAUCCAACCGAAUAUGGUCAUCCCUCCAGAGGCGUUUGAAGGUUUGGAGGUCCCUCCGCAAUCAAGCCUCCAGCUGGGCCACACCCUUCUGGAAGAAGCUCUUCGAGUACGGAAAGGCCACAACUAUAUCGAAAACCCCUCGAUAUGGUCCGUCAUCACAUCAUUCUUCUUCUUCGGCAGCUAUUUCUGCUUGGAUCGACAGAAUACAGCCUGGUUCCAUCUACGAGAAGCGACGACGCUAGCGCAGAUCAUGGGCAUGCAUGAUGAAGUGAAUUACCAAUUGGAAGACAUUGUCGAGAGCUCAAGAAGACGGCGGUUAUACUGGCUUUUGUUCGUUACAGAACGAGCUUAUGCUUUGCAGCAGCAUAAGCCGCUUACACUGCAUGCUACCAUCAAUCUUCCGACGCUGGACGAGGACCCAGCAGAGACGGUGGAGCUGAAUGGAUUCAUCCACCUUGUCCACCUAUUUCGACCAUUCGACGACACCUUCGUGGGGCUCUGGAACAAAGCAAGGGUCGGGUGUACAACUGAAUGGCUCGCACGCCUACAGCAACAGCUUUCAGACGCUCUGCCAACAUACCUGCAAUGCACGGAGAGCCAGGCAGUGGAUCUGAGGACGUCACAGCAGUGGUUGAGGACAAUGGUGUGGCAACUCUCGAUCAGCCACGGCUUCCUCUCUUCUGCAGCGGCAGACAACGCAAUGAGCUUCAAGUUCCCGAUCGAAGUGUCCCGUGACUUGGUACAAUCGGCUACUCAAUUCACUCAAGCAUCGAUGGAGGUCCACGGCAUUGGACUAAUCGAGAAACUCUUCGACGUAGCCUGCACUCUUACCGAUGUCAUGUCCGUCAUCCCUCACGAGCAAUACACCUUCGAAUUCGGGCCACGCGACUAUCUCAACCAGCUCAUGUCCCUAAUUUCGACACUCCGAGGUGGCCGACAACGAUAUCUACCCUUACUCAUGCAGAAGAUCAACGACACCAUGGCCAACACCCCUGGCUACACGAUCCCCGCCAUCCCGCCAAGCAUUCGCGGAGAAGACUUAUACGAUGGAAGUCCAAGUCACAGUGGUGAUUCUACACCGUUCGGCAGCCCACUCAGUUCUGGUGCUCGCCCCUUUGGAGGAUACCCAGAGAUGGCUGUGAGUUCCGCGAUGCAAUACUCGCAGGCUCCCAUCCCAGUCUCUGCACCUGGUGGAAUGUUUGAGGAUGACUACUCGGGAAGUCAGGCCAAAUACGAGUCUAGUGGUUGA
Molecule: messenger RNA, 1785 nt
Organism: Zasmidium cellare ATCC 36951
Lineage: Eukaryota; Fungi; Ascomycota; Dothideomycetes; Mycosphaerellales; Mycosphaerellaceae
Exons: 2
Coding region: 1-1785 (594 amino acids)
Biological process (GO): regulation of DNA-templated transcription; DNA-templated transcription
Molecular function (GO): zinc ion binding; DNA-binding transcription factor activity, RNA polymerase II-specific; DNA binding
Source: RefSeq, a predicted model, not a curated record